AUGAAGAAGACACUGCAAAUAGUAACACUACGACAGGGUUGCUAUAAAUUGUAUGAACUCCCCAUUAUACUAAUAGCCACUUAUCGUUUGGAGCCCUACUAUGAUGGCACAUUGGUAGCAGUUUGUUUUACUUCGGCGGAAAAAUUUUGGAGUGCAUUUUACUUUGUAGCCAGCAUAACAUUGUUCUUUUUCAUACCAUUCGUUAUAUUGGUGGUGCUAUAUACCGCAAUUGCUUAUAAAUUGUUAAGAAGACAUUCGGAAUUUCAACGUCCCACCUCGCCCAACAUAAAUGAGGCGGUAACAACGGCCGCCAUGGAAGUGGUAACAGAAACCAAUAGUUCCAUUGUGCCCUCGAAAGAAAUUAUAGUUAAAUUGUCGGCCGCUCGUAGAAAUCGUGUCAUUAGUCAUCCCCAAAAUACUAGUUUGCGUAAACACCGCAAACAGGUAAUAUUUAUGCUGGUGGCUGUGGUAUCGAGUUUUUUUGUUUGUCUACUACCAUUUCGUGCUUUUACCAUUUGGAUUAUUGCCAGUUCCAAUGAUGAUGUGGCCUCAUUGGGUAUAGAGGGCUACUACAAUGUUUUGUUUUUCUGUCGCAUUAUGUUGUAUCUCAACUCGGCCCUUAAUCCCAUACUCUAUAAUCUAAUGUCUUCGAAAUUUCGCAGCGGUUUUUGGCGUCUCAUUGUUUCCUGUUGUCGUCAUCAUAAGCACAAACGAAAUCUUUGUACACGCCAUCACAUCACCACCUACACCAAACGUGAAGCAAAUAUUAUAAAAAAUAGCAAUAGUCUAAGAUCUCGAAGACCCCUUAACAGGGAAGCUACAUUUUUUGUUAAUUCUAUAUCUACUUCGUCGGGUACCGAGCGCACUUCGAAUACCUGGCGUAGUGGUAGUGUUUCAACUUCGGUUACCGGCAUCUCAAAGCCACCCGAGUCACAUUCUUUGGCAGCGGCUAUAACCGAUAUGAGUACCGCUGCUUUAACAACUAUGUACUUUAAUUAA
This is a messenger RNA of Calliphora vicina (urban bluebottle blowfly), 999 nucleotides long. RefSeq names its product thyrotropin-releasing hormone receptor-like. Gene Ontology annotation, biological process: G protein-coupled receptor signaling pathway. Gene Ontology annotation, cellular component: plasma membrane. Lineage: Eukaryota; Metazoa; Arthropoda; Insecta; Diptera; Calliphoridae. The transcript is spliced from 2 exons. Gene Ontology annotation, molecular function: G protein-coupled receptor activity. The coding region runs from base 1 to 999 and encodes 332 amino acids. The record is from RefSeq and is a predicted model, not a curated record.